UUUUCAAAGCAAGAAAUAGUUUGUUGCGACACCGUAGACGUCUUAAGCAUGCAAAGUCAAAACACAAAUCGACUAAAAGAAGUUGUUAUCUAGUUGUUUCUGCAAAUGCGACAAAAGUAUCAGUUAGUUAUAUUUCUGGCCAUUGUCAGCUUUUUUCUCCUGCAAAAAGCUAACAGCGCAAGAUUUGUUUAUAAAGGCGGGGAACAGAGCAAUGCAACUUCAGUGACCACGUCAAACUCUCCUGCUGUAGGAGUUAAUCACGGAAGUCUCGUCGGCCAUCCCGCUUCUCCAACACCAAUGAAGAUCUCUACUCUGGCGCUACUCGUGACGCUUCUAACAAUUGUUUCAGGAGCCACCAUGUUGGGGCUUAUACAUCUCGUUCGAAAUAGACAACGUGCGCUGCUCCAGCAAGAGUUUGCCAUGACAGAAGAAGAUGCUUAUCUUUCAAGUACAGCGUUGGCAAGUGAUCCCUACCAAAGUGUAUCCAAAGGGAACUCGGAAGAUAAAGUUACGAUUCCGAUACCCGACACUCCAAACCAAAAGACUUACAUUCUUACCCCGAAAAUAUCUGUGACACGUCCUGAGGGAAACACAUCCGCGCUGAAUUAUUAGACAGCAAGGUAAAGAUGAAUUCUCCACGCUUGUUUAAAGAUUGAAAAUAUAAAGAAGACUUGCAGACGACGUAUUAUGAAUAAAUUUUUUAAUCUAUUGUCA
Messenger RNA from Stylophora pistillata, 714 nucleotides. RefSeq lists its product as uncharacterized. NCBI's taxonomy places the organism in Eukaryota, Metazoa, Cnidaria, Anthozoa, Scleractinia, Pocilloporidae. The record is from RefSeq and is a predicted model, not a curated record.